AUGAUAGAUUUUAACAAACGAGCGUUUUGCCAUUUUACACUUAAAGAUAUUUUAAGAAUUAUAUCUUCAGUUGCUAUACCCAUAGCUCUUGCUAUUUACACUGCAAUUGGAUCUCAACAACAAAAACAACAAGCUGAGAAAAAACAAAAGUUUGAUUUUGAACAAUCAAGAGAAUUAAGACAACAAACACUUUAUGAUGAAUUUUUAAAUAAUAUUUAUAAAUUAGAUAAAGAUGGUUAUCUCAAUGACACAAAAAAUCCAUGGGCAUUUGCAAAUGCAUAUUAUCGUGCUGCUCAUCGUCAAUGGGAUACAAUACGUAAAGCAGAUGUUUUACAAUUUCUUAAAGAAAAGCAAUUAAUUGGUAGAAAUAAUUGCACUGGUGGAUGUAGAACAACAAAAUUAGAUGAUAUAAUCCGAUUAAAUGAGUUAAAUUUUGAUAAUGUACAGCUAGCAAGUCAAACUGGCGUAUUAAAUCAAUUGAAUUUACAGUGUGUGUCUUUUGAUCAAGUAUCAAUGUCAAAUGCAAUAUUUUCAUUUGCUAGUUUAAAUGGUGUAUCAUUUGAUGGAGGACGAUUAGAUAAAGUGAAAUUUGAUGGUUCAUCUUUAGCUUGUGCUAGUUUUAAUGGUGUAAAUCUAUCGGGUGCAGAUUUUGGAGACUCUGAUUUGGCCGGUGCACAUUUCUCAAACAGUGAUUUGUCAGGAGCUAAAAUAACGGAAGAUCAAAUAAACCAGGCAUCUUUUGAGAAUGUAAUUAUGCCAAACGCAAAGAAGAGUGAAAGUAGAUCCUCAACGACAAUAAAAAAACCUAUAACACAAACAACAACAAUGAUAAAAACAAAAAUGUCGACAACAACAUCACCGAUACCAACGUCGUCAACAACAACAACAAUAACAACAACAACAAUAACAACAACAUCAUUGUUAUCAUCAACAACAACGACAACAUCAUCAUCAACAGAAACAACAUCGUCAUUAUCAACAGAAGCAACAUCAUCAUCAACAGAAGCAGCGGCAGCAUCAUGGACAACAAUAUCUACUGCAGCUUGUAAUAGUACAUUCCUUAAUCAAACUAUUUACUCAGUUGGUUCAAAGCCAUAUUCAGUAGCAGUAGCCGAUGUGAAUAGCGACAACAAGCUCGAUAUUGUCACUACAAACAGUGGUUCAGGUACCGUCAGUGUUCUUCUUAAUAAAGACAACGGCAGUUUAUCUUCUCCAACUAGUUAUUCAGUUGAUACGGAUCCCCGGUUAGUAGCAGUAGCCGAUGUGAAUAAUGACAAUAAACCCGAUAUUGUUACUGCAAACUUCGGCUCAAAUACCAUCAGUGUUCUUCUCAACAUCGGCAAUGGUACUUUUUCUCCUCAAAUUACUUACUCAGUUGAUAUGGAGCCACACUCAGUAGCAAUAUACGAUGUGAACAAUGAUAAUAAAUCUGAUAUUAUUACUGCAAAUUUCGGCUCAAAUACCAUCAGUGUUCUUCUCAAUAUCGGGAAUGGUACUUUUUCUCCUCAAGUUACUUACUCAGUUGAUCAAGGUCCAUCCUCAGUAGCAGUAGCCGAUGUGAACAGCGACAAUAAACCCGAUAUUGUCGUCGCAAACUAUAAAGCAAAUACCACUAGUGUUCUUCUCAAUACAGGCAAUGGUACGUUUUCUCCUCAGGUUACUUAUUCGGUUGGUUUACUACCAUAUGCAGUAGUAGUUGCUAAUGUGAAUAACGACGAUAAAAUCGAUUUUGUUACUGUAAAUGAUGAGAAUAACACCGUCAGUGUUCUUCUCAACAUCGGCAACGGCACUUUUUCUCCUCAAGUUACUCACUCAGUUGGUACGAAUCCACGGUCAAUAGCGGUAGCCGAUGUGAACAGCGACGAUAAACCCGAUAUUAUCACUGCAAAUUUCGGCUCAAACACCAUCAGUAUUCUUCUCAAGACAGCCGACGGCACUUUUUCUCCUCAAACUACUUGCGCAGUUGGUUCACAACCACAUUCAGUAGCAGUAGCUGAUGUGAACAAUGACAGACAGACUACACAACUUCCUAAUUAUUCUUGUAGUGAAAAUAAUGUUUCUAUUCAGUUUACAUUAUCUUCAUUGUCUCAUUCCGCUUCGAAUCCAACAUCAAACUGUUUUGUACAACAAUGUAAUGCAAACUUAACUAAUAAUAAUAACGAUGAUUGCCGUUCAUCAUCAACACCUUGUUUUGAUUAUCGAACAAUAAAUAAUAUUAGUUAUUGUGCACCUGCUAUUUUAUGUUCAAUAUUAGAAACAUGUGAUAAUAUUACACAAACAUGUUCAUCUAAUAAUUCAAUAUGUGUUAUUAAUUCAUGUUGUUCACCACAAGCAGUAUGUUUACCAUUCUUAGCAACAUUUAUGUGUAAAACAGGAUGGUUUUCUACUCCCAAUAUAACUGAUGCACGAGAGUAUCACACAGCAUCUGUAUUGUCAAAUGGAAAAGUAUUAAUUACUGGUGGAAGUAGUAUUGGUCGUGAUUUAAAUAGUGCUGAGCUGUAUGAUCCGUCAACAGGUACAUGGACAACUACUAAUAACAUGA
This is a messenger RNA of Adineta steineri, 2542 nucleotides long. NCBI's taxonomy places the organism in Eukaryota, Metazoa, Rotifera, Eurotatoria, Adinetida, Adinetidae. The record is from the annotation of a GenBank genome assembly.